Messenger RNA from Lineus longissimus, 2321 nucleotides. RefSeq names its product kxDL motif-containing protein 1-like. The record is from RefSeq and is a predicted model, not a curated record. NCBI's taxonomy places the organism in Eukaryota, Metazoa, Nemertea, Pilidiophora, Heteronemertea, Lineidae. The transcript is spliced from 3 exons. The coding region runs from base 152 to 715 and encodes 187 amino acids. Gene Ontology annotation, cellular component: BORC complex. Gene Ontology annotation, biological process: lysosome localization.
CCAACCCGGAAGUAAAUAUAUUUCGAUAAUUUUGUUGCAAAUAAUUUCAUGUUUGGCAGAUAAUUGCAAAUUUUCUGAUUAUCUGACUGGAUCAAAUGUGAUGAACAUCUGACUAAGAAUAUAGGUGCUUCGUUUGAACAAAUCUGAGACCAUGGAAGAAAUGCCAAACGGUCCAGGUGUGCUCGAAAAAAGGGAACUUCUGUCCUCUGAAGUUUUCAUCAAGACCUUGGCAGAUUUUGUUGAUAAAAAUGACGUUCGAACGAUGGUGGAUGACCAGAGACACAUGUUGAGUCGAUUUGAGAAAACCAAUGAAAUGCUACUGAAUUUCAAUGUCCUGUCAGCCAACCGGUAUGCAGCCUCUGUACAGGAGUUCAAAAAGCAUACUCAACUUCUACUAGACAUGAAGAAAGAUCUUGACUCUAUAUUUAGAAGAAUCAGAAAUCUAAAACAGACUUUGAGUAAACAAUACCCAAAGGCGUUCAAUGCAUGCGGUGAAGUGUAUGAUGUCAUGGAGUUGGCCGAAGACGAAGAGAUUAUUGUCAGCAUUCCUGUCCCAACGAGUCCUGCUUUGGUCAAAGGCGAGAGUACUCAAUCAAUGGAAAACGAACCUGGACUUGGAGUGGAGGCUGAUUCGGGACUAGUGCAAUCGAAAACUUCAGGAAGAGAGGCAAAGGACUCAGACUCGAAAGAGGAAACUUUGAAAACAAAGUCUUGACAUCCGUUGAUGGAGUGAGGACAGGAUCCUUUUAGAUGAAGGUGCAUUUAAUAUUGAAGUGAGACUUAACGAGAAAUUUUUCAAUUCAUUUGAAUCAGGCUUGCAGUUGCAGAUUCAGUGGAGAUUUAGAUCAUAUAGCUUUGGACAGAUUCACAAACAUGAAGUGUGAGUUAGACUUCGAGAACAGAAGUACUGUGUUCAAACCCGCUGCCUUUUCUGUGUUACACCAGGGGAACUGAAUUAUGCGCUCUUGAAAUAUGGACGUGUCCUGCAAGUAGAUUAAUCUGGAGAAACUUAAAGAAUAUUUAUUUGUCUAUAGCCAUGUGUGUUGAUCCAUUGUUGUCAAAUAAAAGGGAAUAGCAAUUUUGGUCUAGGCUUCUUUAUGUCUAACAAUCAUGCAUCACCAAAACCCCCAGUGGCCAAACACCAAACAGUCGAGCCACCAACCACGCUUGAAAGAUCAUAGACCUCUAUCCAUCAGCUGCAUGCUCUCGCUUGACUGCACAGACAACCAAUCGAUUGGUUAGACAGGUCACGAGGUCGCUCUUGUGAAAAGACAAAGAGAAAUAUAUAUUCGUAGCAGGUUUUAACUCGGGACAUUUGGUACUUGAUCCUUACCUUUGUCUCCACUGUGCCACAAAGCCUUCGUUAGUGGACAAGGCUACAAACGAGUGGUUUACAUGGUUCACAUAUGUUUUAGAUAUAUUGAAACUACAUGUAAAUUUAACUCGAGAAAGUACAAGACUUGUCCACGGCUGGGAGGGUGUGGACCUCGAAAAAAGAAGUCCCGGGUUUGAACCUGCAAGGCUUUCUGUUUUAUAUUUCAACAGAACACCUCUUGACCUUCUCAUCAAUGAACUUGCUGUUUGCGUAAUCAAGUGAGACCAGUCACGGAGUGUCCAUCAUGUUCCAUGUGCUUUUUGGUCUUUUGCUGGUUGGACAUGUGUCUUUUCUAACUUUACCACUGGGGGUUUUAUGUCAGCUUUAACUUCGGGAAUAAAAAGGUACGAAAUACAAUAGUUAAAACUUUGUCUAUGUCUGUAUUGUCGGAAUUAUUCAUCAUUCUGUAUCUCGGUAAAUGUCACCAAAAACUCUUGAUGUUAGUUUGUUCUUUUGUAGAGUAAUUGAUAUGAAGUUUCUUGUCAGUGAAAUUAGUAAUUACUGUUUGGUAAUAGAGCAUUUAAUCAGUCAUCUUUAACAGCGUCCACAAGGUUUGAAGUCAGAUUUAAAGUCAUCAGAAUAGAAUUUGGUAGUGAUGGUCAUAGACGAAAUAAGUAGGCUCUACCAUUCAAUCCUUUCCUGAUAAUUUCUGACAUUUGUGUGUAAGAUAAGUGAAUUGAUGUCUAAAGUCACAAUUAUGCAGUAACUUGAGAAACCAUGACAUUUCUCCAUGUCGAAUCCAAGGUGGCUGCCAGCUGGGCUGGUGGACCUACUUAUUUCAUUUAUGACUGACUGACUGGCUUUGAUUUUGAAGACUGUAAACACUGGACACUGUUUAGAUGACCCCAUUUUAUCAGUGAAAUUACUUGUGUGAAUUUAUCAGUACGUUUCUUGGUGUAGUGUUGCAUCAUCAAGUUGUCAUGGCAUUAAAAUUAAUAGAAACAAA